Molecule: messenger RNA, 420 nt
Organism: Sphenostylis stenocarpa
Lineage: Eukaryota; Viridiplantae; Streptophyta; Magnoliopsida; Fabales; Fabaceae
Source: the annotation of a GenBank genome assembly
AUGGUGCUGCCCCAGUUUGACACCCUAAGAUUGCAGUCAUAUAUGGACAACGCCUUGUUUAGAACACAUGUCAAAAACAUUCUUCAACUUCACUUGCUCUCUAUCGCAAUCCUUUAUCCUCUUCGACUUUUUCUGUUCCACAGUCUCAGUAACCAUGCAACUGCUGCUACUAAUGGUAUCUUUUGGUUCCAAAGAACCCCUGCAGUCUCCCAGAGAGGAAGGAGGGGCUUUCUUGGCAGUUUGUUUUAUUUGGAUGGAAGUGAUUGUCCAAAUUGCAGAGUGUUGAAGGAGAGGGAAAAGGGGCCAUUACCAACAUCACUCUCACUCUCAGAUUUUUGCCUCUUCUUCGGGUCGGUUUUCCUUUCCCUUAACCGUUCAUCCAUUUCAACACUGACGUUCAAUUAUAUCUUAUACGCAUAA